GAGUGUGGCCGCCGGAAACCCGGCUGCCGCCUUGGGGGAGCUUCGGGCGAAGGCCUGGGAGCCGCGGACCGAGGCUGGCGCGAUGCUGUGCCCGGGAAGCGCAGUCGGCUACCGCUGAGGAAGGUGGAGCGAGGCGUUGCCCUUCCAGCGCCCCCUAUGUUCGCCUCCUCGCGCUCGGGGCCGGUCGCCGCUCUGCCCGCCUCGGUCCCACCACCGGUGACUCUCGGGGCCCGGAGCUCCAGCGGCGGCCGGGACCGAGUCCCGCGGGAGGGGAGGCGCCCGGGCGGCGCCCGCGCUUGCGGCCGCGGAGCGAGCGUCUGGCAGGAAGUACUUAAACAGCUACAGGGAAGUAUUGAAGAUGAAACUAUGACUUCUUCUGGACAGAUUGACUUACUAGAGCGUCUUAAAGAAUUUAACUUAGACAGCAAUUUCCCUGGAGUGAAACUACACUCAAAAAUGUCCCUUCGCUCCUAUGGAAGUCGGGAAGGAUCGGUAUCAAGCCGUUCAGGAGAAUGCAGUCCUGUUCCCAUGGGGUCAUUCCCAAGAAGAGCAUUUGUAAAUGGAAGCAGAGAAAGUACUGGAUAUUUGGAAGAGCUUGAAAAAGAAAGAUCAUUACUCCUUGCUGAUCUUGACAAAGAAGAAAAGGAAAAAGACUGGUAUUAUGCUCAACUUCAGAACCUCACAAAAAGAAUAGAUAGCCUGCCUUUAACUGAGAACUUUUCCUUACAAACAGAUAUGACAAGAAGACAACUGGAAUAUGAAGCAAGGCAGAUCAGGGCUGCAAUGGAGGAGCAGCUUGGCACCUGCCAGGACAUGGAGAAGCGAGCACAGCGAAGAAUAGCCAGAAUUCAGCAAAUAGAGAAGGACAUACUUCGUGUACGACAGCUUUUACAGUCCCAAGCAGCUGAAGCAGAGAGGUCAUCUCAGAGCAAGCAUGAAGCUGCUGCCUCCCAUGAAGCUGAACGGCAGCAUGAAGGUCCAGGAGUGGCCGAAAGCAACAUGGCAACUUCUGGUAGUGGCCAGAGUUCAGCCACACGAGUGGAUCAUGAAACAGCCAGUGUUCUGAGUUCUGGCAGCACACACUCUGCUCCUCGAAGGCUGACAAGUCAUCUGGGGACCAAGGUGGAAAUGGUGUACUCAUUGUUGUCAAUGCUUGGUACUCAUGAUAAGGACGAUAUGUCGCGAACUUUGCUAGCUAUGUCUAGCUCCCAAGACAGCUGUAUAUCCAUGCGACAGUCUGGAUGUCUUCCUCUCCUCAUCCAGCUUUUACAUGGCAAUGACAAAGACUCGGUAUUGUUGGGAAAUUCCCGGGGCAGUAAAGAGGCUCGGGCCAGGGCCAGUGCAGCACUCCACAACAUCAUUCACUCACAGCCUGAUGACAAGAGAGGCAGGCGUGAAAUCCGAGUCCUUCAUCUUUUGGAACAGAUACGCGCUUACUGUGAAACCUGUUGGGAGUGGCAGGAAGCCCAUGAACAAGGCAUGGACCAGGACAAAAAUCCAAUGCCCGCUCCUGUUGAACAUCAGAUCUGUCCUGCUGUGUGUGUUCUAAUGAAACUGUCAUUUGAUGAAGAGCAUAGACAUGCAAUGAAUGAACUUGGUAGGAAGGCUACCCGGGGCAUUUCAUCACAGGAGCUAGGUCAGGGGCUUUCAGGGGGACUACAGGCCAUUGCAGAAUUAUUACAGGUGGACUGUGAGAUGUAUGGGCUCACUAAUGACCACUACAGUAUUACUUUGAGACGGUAUGCUGGAAUGGCUUUGACAAACUUGACCUUUGGAGAUGUUGCCAACAAGGCUACGCUGUGUUCGAUGAAAGGCUGCAUGAGAGCACUCGUGGCCCAGUUAAAAUCGGAAAGUGAAGACUUACAGCAGGUUAUUGCAAGUGUUUUGAGGAAUUUGUCUUGGCGAGCAGAUGUAAAUAGCAAAAAGACAUUGCGAGAAGUUGGAAGUGUGAAAGCAUUGAUGGAAUGUGCUUUGGAAGUUAAAAAGGAAUCGACCCUGAAAAGUGUCUUGAGUGCCUUAUGGAACCUGUCCGCUCACUGCACGGAGAAUAAAGCUGACAUCUGUGCUGUGGACGGAGCACUUGCGUUUUUGGUUGGCACGCUCACUUACCGAAGCCAGACAAAUACUCUAGCCAUUAUCGAAAGUGGAGGUGGAAUAUUACGAAAUGUGUCCAGCUUGAUAGCUACAAAUGAAGACCACAGGCAAAUCCUAAGAGAGAACAAUUGCCUGCAGACUUUACUGCAGCACUUGAAAUCUCACAGCUUGACAAUAGUCAGUAAUGCGUGUGGAACUCUGUGGAAUCUCUCAGCAAGAAACCCUAAAGACCAGGAGGCUUUGUGGGACAUGGGGGCAGUGAGCAUGCUCAAGAACCUCAUUCAUUCCAAGCACAAAAUGAUCGCCAUGGGAAGUGCUGCAGCUUUAAGGAACCUCAUGGCAAACAGACCUGCAAAGUACAAGGACGCCAAUAUCAUGUCUCCUGGUUCGAGUCUGCCAUCUCUUCAUGUCAGGAAACAAAAGGCCCUGGAAGCAGAGUUAGAUGCUCAGCAUUUAUCAGAAACCUUUGACAACAUUGACAAUUUAAGUCCCAAGGCAUCUCAUCGUAAUAAGCAGAGACACAAGCCAAAUCUUUAUGGUGACUAUGUUUUUGACACCAGUCGACAUGAUGAGACUAGGUCAGACGGUUUUAAUACUGGAAACAUGACUGUUCUUUCACCAUAUUUAAACACUACAGUAUUGCCCAGCUCUUCAUCAUCGAGGGGAAGUUUAGACAGUUCUCGUUCUGAAAAAGACAGAAGUUUAGAGAGAGAACGAGGUAUUGGCCUCAGCACUUACCAUUCAGCAACAGAAAAUCCAGGAACCUCUUCCAAACGAGGCUUGCAGAUCUCUGGCAGUGCAGCCCAGAUCGCCAAAGUUAUGGAAGAAGUAUCAGCCAUUCAUGCCUCCCAGGAAGACAGAAGCCCCGCUUCUGCCACUGAGUUCCACUGUGUGACGGAGGAGAGGAAUGCAGCACGAAGAAGCUCUGCCCCCCAUACACAUCCAAACACAUACAACUUUACCAAAUCAGAAAAUUCUAAUAGGACAUGCUCUAUGCCUUAUGCCAAAGUGGAAUAUAAGAGAUCUUCCAAUGACAGUUUAAAUAGUGUCAAUAGUAGCGAUGGGUAUGGUAAAAGAGGUCAGAUGAAACCCUCGGUCGAAUCCUAUUCUGAGGAUGAUGAAAGUAAGUUUUGCAGCUAUGGUCAGUAUCCAGCUGACCUAGCCCAUAAGAUACAUAGUGCAAAUCAUAUGGAUGAUAAUGAUGGAGAGCUGGAUACACCAAUAAAUUACAGUCUGAAAUACUCAGAUGAGCAGUUGAACUCUGGAAGGCAGAGUCCCUCACAGAAUGAAAGAUGGGCAAGACCGAAGCAUGUAAUAGAAGAUGAAAUAAAGCAAAAUGAGCAAAGACAGUCAAGGAGCCAGAACACCAGUUAUCCUGUCUACUCCGAGAACGCUGACGACAAACACCUCAAGUUCCAGCCACAUUUUGGACAACAGGAGUGUGUUUCCCCGUACAGGUCUAGGGGAACCAGUGGUUCAGAAACCAGUCGCAUGGGUUCUAGUCAUGCAGUCAAUCAGAAUGUAAGCCAGUCUGUGUGUCAGGAAGACGACUAUGAAGAUGACAAGCCUACGAACUACAGCGAGCGUUAUUCUGAGGAAGAGCAACACGAAGAAGAGGAGGAGAGACCGACGGACUAUAGUAUAAAAUAUAACGAAGAAAAACACCAUGUGGACCAGCCUAUUGAUUAUAGCUUAAAAUAUGCCACCGACAUUUCUUCCUCACAGAAGCCAUCGUUUCCAUUCUCAAAGAACUCAUCAGCACAAAGCACUAAAACUGAACAUCUCUCUCCAAGCAGCGAGAAUACAUCCACACCUUCAUCUAACGCCAAAAGGCAGAAUCAGCUGCAUCCAAGUUCAGCACAGAGAAAUGGUCAGACUCAGAAAGGGACCGCUUGCAAAGUCCCCUCCAUCAACCAAGAAACAAUACAGACUUACUGUGUAGAAGACACCCCCAUAUGUUUCUCCAGGUGCAGUUCAUUAUCGUCUCUGUCAUCGGCUGAAGAUGAAAUAGGAUGUGAUCAGACACCACAGGAGGCAGAUUCUGCUAAUACUCUGCAGAUAGCAGAAAUCAAAGAGAAUGAUGGAACUCGAUCCACUGAAGAUCCUGCAAGUGAAGUUCCAGCUGUGUCUCAGAAUGCUAGAACGAAACCCAGCAGACUCCAGGCUUCUGGCUUACCUUCAGAAUCAACCAGGCAUAAGGCUGUUGAAUUUUCUUCAGGGGCCAAGUCUCCCUCCAAAAGUGGUGCUCAGACACCCAAAAGUCCCCCAGAACACUAUGUCCAGGAGACGCCACUGGUGUUCAGCAGAUGCACUUCCGUCAGCUCCCUUGACAGUUUUGAGAGUCGCUCCAUUGCUAGCUCUGUUCAGAGUGAGCCAUGCAGUGGAAUGGUGAGUGGCAUCAUAAGCCCCAGUGACCUUCCAGAUAGCCCGGGGCAGACCAUGCCACCAAGUAGAAGCAAAACCCCUCCGCCGCCGCCUCCACAGACAGUCCAGACCAAGAGAGAGGCACCAAAAACGAAGGUGCCCGCUGGUGAGAAGAGAGAGAGCGGCCCUCAGCAGACUGCUGUCAGCGCUGCAGUCCAGAGGGUCCAGGUCCUUCCAGACGCCGAUACUCUACUGCACUUUGCCACAGAAAGUACUCCAGAUGGCUUCUCUUGUUCAUCUAGCCUGAGCGCUCUGAGCCUCGAUGAACCAUUUAUACAGAAAGAUGUGGAGUUAAGAAUAAUGCCUCCAGUUCAGGAGAAUGACAAUGGGAAUGAGACUGAACCGGAGCAGCCUGAAGACUCAAAUGAAAACCAGGACAAAGAGGUAGAAAAACCUGAUUCUGAAAAAGACUUACUAGAUGAUUCAGAUGAUGAUGAUAUUGAAAUAUUAGAAGAAUGUAUUAUUUCAGCCAUGCCAACCAAGUCAUCACGCAAAGCCAAAAAGCUAGCCCAGACUGCUUCAAAAUUACCUCCACCUGUGGCAAGGAAACCAAGUCAGCUGCCUGUGUACAAACUUCUGCCAUCACAGAACAGGCUGCAGGCACAAAAGCAUGUUAGCUUUACACCAGGAGAUGAUAUGCCCCGCGUGUACUGUGUAGAAGGGACACCUAUCAACUUUUCCACAGCGACAUCUCUAAGCGACCUGACCAUAGAAUCCCCUCCAAAUGAGUUGGCUGCUGGAGACGGGGUUAGAGCAGGUCCACAGUCAGGCGAAUUUGAAAAGCGAGAUACCAUUCCUACAGAGGGCAGAAGUACAGACGAAGCCCAGAGGGGGAAAGUCUCAUCUGUAGUGACGCCAGACCUGGACGACAGCAAAGCGGAGGAGGGGGAUAUUCUUGCAGAAUGUAUCAACUCUGCUAUGCCCAAGGGAAAAAGCCACAAGCCUUUGCGAGUGAAGAAGAUAAUGGACCAGGUCCAGCAAGCAUCAGUGACUUCAUCUGGAACUAACAAAAAUCAAGUAGACACUAAGAAAAAGAAGCCCACGUCACCAGUAAAACCCAUGCCACAAAAUACUGAAUACAGAACACGUGUGAGGAAGAAUACAGACUCAAAAGGUAACGUAAAGGUUGAAGAAACUUUCUCAGACAACAAAGACUCAAAGAAACAGAACUUGAAAAACAACCCCAAGGACUUCAAUGAUAAGGUACCAAACAAUGAAGACCGAGUCCGAGGAAGCUUUACCUUCGAUUCACCGCAUCACUACACUCCUAUUGAAGGAACUCCGUACUGUUUCUCACGAAAUGAUUCUUUGAGUUCUCUAGAUUUUGAUGAUGACGAUGUUGACCUUUCCCGGGAAAAGGCCGAGUUAAGAAAGGGAAAAGGAAGUAAGGAUUCAGAAGCCAAAGCUACCUGCCACACAGAACCAGCCUCAAGUCAGCAGUCAGCUGGUAAGUCACAAGCUAGUGCAAAACAUCCGGUCAACCGGGCACAGUCUAAACCAGUGCUUCAGAAACAACCCACCUUCCCCCAGUCCUCCAAAGACUUGCCAGACAGGGGGGCAGCCACAGAUGAGAAACUGCAGAGUUUUGCUAUUGAAAAUACUCCAGUUUGCUUUUCUCGAAAUUCCUCUCUGAGUUCCCUCAGUGACAUCGACCAAGAAAACAACAAUAACAAAGAAAAUGAACCAAUUAAAGAAGCUGAACCUACUAAUGCACAAGGAGACCCGAGUAAGCCUCAGGCAUCUGGGUACGCGCCCAAGUCUUUUCAUGUUGAAGACACCCCUGUCUGCUUCUCAAGAAACAGCUCUCUGAGCUCUCUCAGCAUUGACUCUGAAGAUGACCUGUUGCAGGAGUGUAUAAGUUCUGCAAUGCCAAAAAAGAAAAGGCCUUCAAGACUCAAGGGUGAUAGUGAAAAGCACAGCCCCAGAAACAUGGGUGGCAUUCUAGCUGAAGAUCUGUCCCUUGACUUGAAAGAUAGCCAGAGGCCAGACUCAGAACAUGGUUUAUCUCCUGAUUCAGAAAACUUUGACUGGAAAGCCAUUCAAGAAGGUGCAAACUCCAUAGUAAGUAGUCUGCACCAGGCUGCUGCUGCCGCUGCCUGCUUAUCUAGACAGGCUUCCUCUGAUUCAGAUUCCAUUCUGUCACUGAAGUCAGGCAUUUCCCUGGGGUCACCUUUUCAUCUUACCCCUGAUCAAGAGGACAAACCCUUCACAAGUAAUAAAGGCCCAAGAAUUCUCAAACCUGGGGAGAAAAGCACAUUAGAAACAAAAAAGAUAGAAUCUGAAAAUAAAGGAAUCAAAGGUGGGAAAAAGGUCUAUAAAAGUUUGAUUACUGGAAAGAUUCGAUCUAAUUCAGAAAUUUCCAGCCAAAUGAAACAGCCCCUCCAGGCAAACAUGCCUUCAAUCUCGAGAGGCAGGACCAUGAUUCACAUCCCAGGGGUUCGGAAUAGCUCCUCCAGUACAAGUCCUGUUUCUAAAAAAGGCCCACCCCUCAAGACUCCAGCCUCCAAAAGCCCCAGUGAGGCCCCGGCAGCCACCACUUCCCCUAGAGGAAACAAGCCAUCAGUGAAAUCGGAGCUGAGCCCUAUUACCAGGCAAACUUCCCAAAUCAGUGGGUCAAACAAGGGGCCUUCUAGAUCAGGGUCUAGAGACUCCACCCCCUCAAGACCUGCACAGCAGCCAUUAAGUAGGCCAAUGCAGUCCCCGGGGCGGAACUCCAUCUCCCCUGGUCGAAAUGGAAUAAGCCCUCCUAACAAACUGUCUCAGCUGCCCAGAACAUCAUCUCCGAGCACUGCUUCAACUAAGUCCUCGAGUUCUGGGAAAAUGCCCUAUACAUCCCCAGGUAGGCAGAUGAGCCAACAAAACCUUACCAAACAAACAGGCUUAUCCAAGAAUGCCAGUAGUAUCCCAAGAAGCGAGUCCGCGUCUAAAGGACUGAAUCAGAUGAGUAACGGCAAUGGAGCUAAUAAAAAGGUAGAACUUUCUAGAAUGUCUUCAACUAAGUCAAGUGGAAGUGAAUCAGAUAGAUCAGAAAGACCUACAUUAGUACGCCAGUCUACUUUCAUCAAAGAAGCCCCAAGCCCGACCCUAAGGAGGAAACUGGAGGAAUCGGCCUCAUUUGAGUCCCUCUCUCCGUCUUCUAGACCAGAUUCUCCCACCAGGUCCCAGGCGCCAACCCCGGUCUUAAGCCCUUCUCUUCCUGACAUGUCUCUGUCCACACAUCCAUCUGUUCAGGCUGGUGGAUGGCGGAAGCUCCCACCCAAUCUCAGCCCCACCAUCGAGUAUAACGACGGGAGAGCAGCAAAGAGGCACGACAUCGCCCGCUCCCAUUCGGAGAGCCCUUCCCGACUGCCCAUCAACCGGGCGGGGACCUGGAAGCGGGAACACAGCAAGCACUCCUCGUCCCUUCCCCGAGUGAGCACCUGGAGAAGGACCGGAAGCUCCUCCUCGAUUCUUUCCGCCUCGUCCGAGUCCAGUGAAAAAGCCAAAAGUGAGGAUGAAAAGCAUGUGAGCUCCGUGCCAGGACCCAGACAGGUGAAAGAGACCCAGGUGCCCACAAAGGGGACGUGGAGGAAAAUAAAAGAGAGUGAAAUUUCCCCCACCAACAUGGCUUCUCAGACCGCUUCCUCAGGUGCUGCCAAUGGUGCUGAAUCAAAGACUCUGAUUUAUCAGAUGGCACCUGCUGUUUCUAAAACAGAGGACGUUUGGGUGAGAAUUGAGGACUGCCCCAUUAACAACCCUAGAUCUGGAAGAUCUCCCACAGGGAACACUCCCCCAGUGAUUGACAGUCUUUCAGAAAAGGGAAAUCCAAGCAUUAAAGAGUCAAAAGAUACCCAGGGAAAACAGAGUGUGGGCGGUGGCAGUCCUGUGCACACCGCGGGUCUGGAAAACCGCCUGAACUCCUUUAUUCAGGUAGACGCCCCAGAACAGAAAGGAGCUGAGACAAAGGCAGGACAGAGUAGUAACCCUGUCGCCGCCGCGGAGACCAGUGAGACCUGUGUAGUGGAGCGCACCCCCUUCAGUUCCAGUAGCUCCAGCAAACACAGUUCGCCUAGCGGGACUGUGGCUGCCAGAGUGACACCUUUUAAUUACAACCCCAGCCCGAGGAAGAGCAGUGCCGACAGCACUUCGGCCCGGCCAUCUCAGAUCCCAACACCAGUGGGCAGCAGCACCAAGAAGCGAGACUCCAAGACCGACAGCUCGGAGCCCAGCGGGGCCCAAAGCCCAAAGCGCCAUUCUGGGUCUUACCUCGUGACGUCCGUCUAGAAGCGUAAGAGGGACGAACGUAGGGAAAGCCGGCCUUCCUCACAACUGCUGUAUAGAGACUGUUUGAAAGAAGACGAGAGGUGGGAAAGUUCUGUAAAUAGGUUUGCUUCUUGUUAGAGGGGUUUUGUUCUGGCAGUCAUAUUUGAUAGUCCACUCUGUCCUCACUGGUCAUUUUGGAAGGCACUCUUGUUAGGUAGGAAGAAGAAGAAAACAAAAACCGGUAAAGCCAAGUAUAUUUGUACAGUAUGUUUUACAUGUAUUUAAGAAGCAUCCAUUCCAUGUCCUUUAAUUAUCGCUUGUCUUAACACUACAGAUAGAAACUAUAUGAUAUAUUGCUGUUAUCAAUCAUUUCUAGAUUAUAAAAUAAACUCACAUCAGGGAGAAAUUGGUAUUUAUGCAAAAAAUAGUCCUUGUGAAUCCAUCUAAUGUCAUAAUUAAUCAUGUGGCUGUGAAAUUCACAGUAAUAUGGUUCCCGGUGACUAUGUUUACCCAGCCUGCUUUGCUUUAGUGCAUGAAUGAAACUGACGACGGUUCAAUUUCAGAAGUAAUGAUUAAUGAUUCUGUGAUCACAUGUGUGCAUAGGAUAGCUACAGUGUAACGAUUCACACUAUUUUGUGCUCAAAUCUGUGUAACUGUAAAACAUGAAUGGAACUAUUUUAACUGAACUAGAUUUUAUGGAAAGUAGGUAGAAUUUUUGCUAUGCUGUAACUGUUGUAUAUUCUGGUAUUUGAGGUGAGAUGGCUGCUCUUUUAUUAAUGAGACAUGAAUUGUGUCUCAAACUAAAUGAACAUUUCAGAAUAAAUUAUUGCUGUAUGUAAACUAUUACUGAAAUUGGUAUUUGUUUGGAGGGUCUUAUUUCACAUUUGUAUUAAUAAUUGUCAAAAAGGCCUCUUUUAAAAGCUAAAUGUAAAUUUUUUUCUUCAGAUUCUAUGCAUUAAGAGUAAAAUUUCCUCUUACUGUAAUAAAGACAGUUGAAGAAGAUUGUUGGCACUUAACCAUUCCUAGAAUUUAUUUUUAUGUAAUUAGCACCUCUCAAUGUUUGAUAUUUCUCCACUUUUUUUUUUUUGUUUACUCCUUUGGAGUUUGAUUAAAACAAAUGCCUAUAAUAGCACAAGACUAGGCACUGGACACAUAGGCCCACAUAGAAUAUCUCCUUUUCCUUAAUAAGAUUCAUACUUGAAACAUUGACUUUUGACAGGUACCAGUCGUGUCUUUCAGGCUUCACAGUGCAACUGUCUUACCCUGUCAUCUUCUCCACGUUGACACUGGGUCUGAAAUUAAUGCCUAUUACCACCCUGUAUGUUAAAGCAGAUUUUUUGCAGCCAGGUAUAAUCAGUAUUUUCUCAUACUCAAAAAAGUCAACGAAAUGUCAAAAAGAUAAAUUUAAUGCUGUUAUGAUAAUUUUCGAAGAAAGAUGUUCAAAAGGGGCCAGUGAGAUGGCUCAGUGGCUAAGGGUGAUUGCCACCAAGCCCGAAGACCCAGUUCAGUUCACAGAACCCACCCACAAGGUCAAAGAACCAACUCUCUAAAGUUAUCCUGACUGCCACACACCUGCCAUGCCACGUGUGUGUGUGUGUGUGUGUGUGUGCGUGUGUGCGUGUGUGUGCGCGCACACGCGCGCGCGCACACAAUUUCAUAAGCUCUUCAAAAGGAUAUCUAGGGGUAACAAGAUGGCGCAGCAGGUGAAGCCUGGUGACCUGAGGCCUGUCCCCAGAAACUAAGUAAAAGUGGAAGCCGCCCUCUAACCUCCACACAUGUGCCAUAAUUAAUAAAUGGAAAGUCAAAAGAUUUCCUUCAUUUCUACCCUCUAAGGACAACUCUUUUUAAUGGGUACAGUGGUGGGAUGUUUUAAGUGCCCACUUCACGUAUGGCAGAGAGAGUCCGUCAUGAAUGAGAACACACUGAUACACUUCAUUAGCCAAGAGUUUGAAUUUUUGUCAAGCUUUAUCUGAAGUUUGUUUGUUUUUUAAACAAUAUUCCAUCAUGUUCUCCAAGGCUGCCAUAAGCAAUGGGAGAUGGGAAUAUAGGUCAGACCCGUCUCUUUCAUUCCUAGUUUUCCGUUAGAAUUACUGCACGCCAGUUUUUAAUAUGCCACUUCAAGUAGUCCUGUGGAAAGAGAUGAAGUAUUAGUUAGAAUAAAUUGCUUUUUAGUACAUGUCUUUAAAAAUCAAUGUUGGAAGCAAAAAGAGUUCACUCCACCCGUUGGAGACUAAAAUUCCAUGGCAGCCCCACUGGGAAGGGUCCGUGUUGUCACUGGAAGAUGAAGUUGUUGCAUGAGACCCUCUGGCUAAAGAGGUUUGCCUCAGUUCUGCUUUGAGAAGCUCACUGGGUGAUGUCUUAACUGGUAGAAGCCAAGUACUCCAGCUUCUGCUUCUGUGACAGCACGCUAAGCCCAGUGUUGAGGAUUGGUUACUAGUUAGGAUGCAGGUAAGAGGGCAGGAGCCUAUUUAGCUUUGGACCACAGCAAAGAAAACGAAAGGUAGCAGUUUUCAGACAGGCGUGUUUGGAUCACCAGAAAUACUUGUUAAAUCACAGCUGAGCCACAUACCCCAGUUUGAUAGAGUUGAUCUGGAGAGGGCUAUUAAGAAUUUGCAUCUCUAAUGAGUUUAGGGUGAUAUUGGGCUUACGGUAUGGGGGCCAUACUUGGAGAAUUACUGUCCUUCAUAGCCACGGCACAACUCUUAACGCCCAAACCAGCUGGACUUUUAAUCUGCCGACUUAACCUUCCUUGGCAUGAAUACUGAAUUGUCCAAUUUCAUAGCCUGUGUUAACUCACAGUAGGGAGUAAACUUGCCGCACUAACGCACACACAGUUCUCAACACACCCACUGCAUCUGAGGAUCAGCUCGUGUCCCCUUUGAAACGGCGCCUGUAAAAUGAGCCUUGACAAUAUGUAAUUUGGAUAUGCAGUAAGAGACUAUGAAAAGGGAAAUUCGAGAUGAGGGAAGACUGGUUGUAGGUGAAAGAGAAAUAAUCGGUGUGUUAGUGCACAGUAAAAGUGAUAUUAAAGUUAUUGAUAAUAAACUUUACAGGUUACCAGGGCACUAGUGAGGUAAAUAAUGAAAUAAAAGAUGGGCCCUGUGGGUACCAACCAGCCCUGUGAGUACGGUCAGAAUUGUCUUUAUUGUGUAGAAUGGAUCGUCUUACCACAGUUAAUUGAAAAAUGAGUUUGUUGCUGAAAACAGGAGACAGUUGCCAGGGUUUCUUUGCAGCCAAGAAAAGAAUAGAGUCCCAGAAAUGCAAGGAUUAAACUGCCUAAAGCUGAAGACGGGUUUGCAUGGUCAGAUAAGUAAAUCUACCAAACAACUUUUCAAGAGUCGAGGAGGCUAAAAUAGAGUGUGUGUUCUUUCUCACUUUCUAGUAAGCCUAUUUCCCUCCCAUGCUGACUUAGAAUACUGCUUUGUAAUGUGAAAAUCUGAACUGUGACUUCUGUAAACCCAGGUCAUUUUCCUGCUGUUCUCCUAACUCUGGUCUAUAAAAAUACGGUCUGCUUUCUGUUAGGUCAUGGAUGCAUCUUUCAAACUGUGUUCUGUAUGUGUAAUACUGUUCUUGGUGCUAAAUAUACUCUUUCCUCUGA
Molecule: messenger RNA, 12358 nt
Organism: Peromyscus californicus insignis
Lineage: Eukaryota; Metazoa; Chordata; Mammalia; Rodentia; Cricetidae
Gene: Apc
Product: APC regulator of WNT signaling pathway
Exons: 16
Coding region: 157-8781 (2874 amino acids)
Biological process (GO): pattern specification process; positive regulation of protein catabolic process; nervous system development
Cellular component (GO): beta-catenin destruction complex; catenin complex; cytoplasmic microtubule
Molecular function (GO): gamma-catenin binding; beta-catenin binding; microtubule binding
Source: RefSeq, a predicted model, not a curated record